UCACUACUUGCCAACCCUAUUCUAUUGAGAAGAGAGGCAGUAUGCGACGUAUACAGUGCUUAGCAUACUAGGCCUGAACAACGACAUGAUUGACCGACACUGUUUUCGUCCAACUGAAGGCUUCCACCAAAUCAUUCGUCAGCGUGGUGCAUCUGGAAAGGGGAUAAUUAUAUUUAUGGCGGUUGGAUUACACUGGGUAUAUUCACCUGAGAAUGAUUUGAUGGAGAAAACAAUUUGACUAAGAUGACACUCACAGAUCCACCCAACAUACUGGAAUCUGCUGCGUAUCAAACUGCUAAACUGAAUUUCAUCUCUAUUCACAUCAAGCUCUACUCUUCCUGUAAACAAUGUGAUCUCCAGUGCACUGAUGCUAGUGGAGAUACCUGGAACAACCCAAAAGAGUACGGUCAUAUGUUUGAUAUUGCAUCUCUACACAAGCCCAAAUAUCACACAAUCAAAAUGGAGUACCCAUGUGCAAGGGCUGACAGAUAUGUAGCCAACCCAGAUGCUGCCUGGAAUGUGUUAGCACAGCAUAAAAGGCACAAACUGCAUCGUUUUUCAUCCCCAGAUCUUCAUAACAUGCAAGUAACUCCUCAAAUUGUUUCUGCUGAAUUGAGUGAUGAGGUUACACUUAGGAGAAGAACAAGAUCAAGAAGUGCUUCAGGAGUCCAGACAAACUUCAGUCCUUUAAAGCCCGAUGGCUCCCCUCCUGUGGUUAAAAGGAAUCGUGAUUUUCAAAGGUCCCCAAAACAUUCUCAGUGGAGGCCAGAGGUGUCUGCCAGAGAAUCUUUCUAUGGACCAAGUUGUACUGUCAUUAAUGAGGUACAUCCCAUCAAACUGCAACCACAGAGGACUGAUAGCGUUAGGCACUCUCCUAUUUAUAUGCCUGAAAGUUUGGGUGAAGGAAGGACUGUUAAACUUGCCACUAGUCCUCAUGUAAGGUGUCGAGUAGACAUUAAGCCUGAUGAUGCAGCUUCGCAGCAGCAUGGUCAAAAGCCAUCCAUUUCAAGGGUGGACAUACCAUCACACAGGUAUACCAGUAGUGGCAGUCUUAUGGUACCUCCUCAUGUCUCCACUUCCAGAAUACCAACUCCUACUGAAUAUUUCAAAGGUGAAUGCACACCUACCUAUCAAUAUUCCCAAAGUAUGCCAACCAGUUACAUGCUGCCAUUAAAGACCCCACCACAAAGGAUACUCUCUCAAUGGGAGAUGAGACAGUAUGGGAGGGAGAGAAGAGCUAAGUCAAAUCCCAAUAUGCCAACUAAAUUCUCCAAUUUAGAUAAUUUGGGGAAGUAUGAAUGUUCACCCCCAAAAAGAACUAACUAUCAGGAUGAUUAUUUUACCAUUCCCAGCCAAACCUAUUCUCCUAAAGUACAUUAUUUUCAAGAUAAAAAACCUCAUGUGAUUCAUACUAUACCUGACAGGCCAUAUUUUAAAGAAGGAGAUCUUUAUCAUACAGAGCCAGCACAAUACAUAAUACAGACACCCCCUGCACGAACCUUAGUUGGGGAUGACCCUAGGACACAUCAGGUUCAAACAGUUCCUCCUAGGAUUUUCUAUGUAGGUGAUCCCUAUGUACCUCCAGUGGAAGCUUACAUUCCAGCUCAAGUGUAUUACACAGAGGACAGACAUCGUGCACAUAUGUUUCAGCCAAAAUCACAUGAUUUGUAUGGCUCAGAUGUGUCUAGCUUUUCCACACCCUAUCCUAAAUACACAUCUCAAGUUACACUAGCUAAAAUUAGCAAAAGACAAGAAUCUAUGCUUACCCCUUGGUACAGUAACCUGUGUAUGGAGCCAGUAACUGACCCAAAGUCUCACUCAAGGUCUUGGGACAAUAUCCUCAACACUCAUGUAGCACGGGAACAACCUGUGUCUCAUGGGAAAAGUGAUGAGAAUCUUCUAUGUCAAAGGAAACAAACUUUGUCAAUAAAUGACCGACCAAAACCUGUGGUUGUUAACCUUUCAAGUUCACCGAGACGUUAUGCAGCUUUAUCCUUGUCUGAUAAUUCCUUGAUUGACAAAAGCCCAGUUGAUACUAAGGGAAGCUCAAGCAAACAGUGGUAUGUCACUCCUGAAAUUACUAUUACAGACAAUGAUAUCAAACCUUGCAAGGGCUAUAAGGCAGAGGCACGCUCGGCAAGUUGGGAUGUACUUGAUUCUAAAAAAGCUUCAGGUGAAGAUGCCUCUUACCAUGAGACAAUUCCCAUUCCGACUAAAGAUAAGACAUAUCACAGCACUUCACUCCAACAAAGCUUAGAACAACUUGACAAGCUUUUAGCUGACUUGGUCAUUGAUUAUAAACCACCCACUAGUAUACAUGCCAGUAAAGACUUGGCAGUAUCUUCAGGAAGAAAGAAUACAAUGGCAGUAUAUGAGAGUAGCAUGUCCUUUGACAAACCAUCAACAUCCAUAACAAUAGAUACUCACACUAUAAAAGACACUGAGGGGAGAUGUGAUGAUCUGCAAAAUAAUGAGGAGUGCUCCCCAGACCAGAGUCCAGAUGAGGAUGAGACAAUGAUGUGUUCAAACAAUAAAUGCCGCCGGACAGAGACCUUGUUUAAUGCUUGCCUCUACUUUAAAUCCUGCCACAGCUGUUACACAUACUACUGCUCUCGCAACUGCCGCAGGGAGGACUGGGCUAUUCACAAGGAGAGCUGUCUGUAUGGAAGAAUUGGCAGUAUAUGUCGUCAUGUUAUUAAGUAUUGUAGAGAAACCUCAGAGGUCCACAAAGCUUUCUCACGUAUAGCCAAAGUGGGUUACCUGUCCCGAGGAAGAGGUGUGCUGUUUUUGAGCUUUCCAAACCCAGGAUCAUCAACAAACUUCCUUCAAUAUGGCCUAGAAAGCCUCGUAAUGUCUCCAACAUAUCUGUCCAUACGUGAACUAGAUAGUUACAUGGAUAAUCUUGGAGAUUAUUGUAAGGAGCUCCAGGAAGCAGGUAAGGAAUAUGACCCCAAUGAAUGUUUUCUCUUGAAUGUAUCCAUUGCUGUUGGUGAACAAGUGCCUGAAAGAUCGCCACCGAGGAUAAAAGCCCCAACAGUUAGGAAGUAUGCCAAGGUUGCUUUAGCCUCUUACAGCCCACAAAGGAAUAUCCAUGGGAAAGAACAUGAAAUGGAGACUUUGAUUCUCACUCCACCACCAGGUACAGCUGACAUUGACAAGGAAGGUGAAGAGGGGAGAAAAGCUAGAGAGAUUUGUUUCAUCAACAUUCAACGUGAGCUAAGAAUUCGUGGGGUGUUCCUCCGCCAUGAGUACCCCCACGUGUAUCAGAAACUCUGUGAGUUUGUGGAGAGCAACAGAAGAUUUACUCCUACCAGUAUUUAUCCUAUUGACAAGAGAACUGGCAAACAGUUCAUGUGCAUGAUAAUGGCAGCCUCUGAGCCACGGACUUUGGAUUGGAUUGCCACUCCUCAUCUUCUAGAUGAUAUUAUUUAAACAAAUACAGUUUUUAGGUAUAUAAAUUUA
This is a messenger RNA of Neoarius graeffei (lesser salmon catfish), 3462 nucleotides long. RefSeq names its product apical junction component 1 homolog (gene ajm1). The record is from RefSeq and is a predicted model, not a curated record. Gene Ontology annotation, biological process: cell-cell junction organization. NCBI's taxonomy places the organism in Eukaryota, Metazoa, Chordata, Actinopteri, Siluriformes, Ariidae. The transcript has 2 exons. Gene Ontology annotation, cellular component: apical junction complex; plasma membrane. Bases 244 to 3432 code for a protein of 1062 amino acids.